AGGAAAGACGUCAUAUUAUCGCCGUCAGUGCAACAUUAUGGACCAACCUUAUGUGGUUUUGUAGCAGAAAUUUACCAUAAUGUCUGCUUGUACCUCUCAUCGAUCUAUAUUUGAUUUAUGUCCAAACGAUGAGAUUUUGAAUGGACUUAAAGAGGUGAACUCUAUCCUUAAACAGACUGUUGAUCAUGAACCAACACAAGAGGAAAAUAAAAGCCGGGAUGAUGACAGGGAAGGGGAAGGCAGCCUGGUUAGAGACGUGUCUGAUAAGAUGACCUGCUUAGCUUGCAAAUGCUCCUUUACUAACCGUGAAGACCAGAUGGAACACUACAAGCUUGACUGGCAUCGUUUCAACUUGAGACAAAAGAUGGAAGGAUUGUCACCAGUAACAGUGGAAGAGUUUGAAAGGAAAACUGGAGCUGGAGACAUGUCGAGUAUCUCAGGCUCAGAGUCCGACUCAGAGGAAGGAGACUCAGAUAGUGAUUAUGGUGGAACAAGCAGUAACGUCACAGGAACAGAUAAUGAGAGCUCCUCUGAAAAUAGUUUGAUUUGUGGUCGACUUUCAAGCAAGGUUGUUUUCCAAAAUUCUGCAGGACAGUAUCUUUCUGUACAUCGCUGUAUUCUUCAGGGAAAGAGAAAUGAAGAGAUAGAUUUAGUGCUGUCUCUAAAAGCUGUAAACAAAAAGACUGUUUGGGUGAUUCUCAUGACCGGUGGAGGCCAUUUUGCUGGAGCUGUAUUUCGGGGUAAAGAAGUCAUUCAGCACAAGACAUUUCACCGAUACACUGUCCGUGCAAAGAGAGGCACUGCCCAAGGUCUCAGGGACGCACAGAACCGCAGCCACGCUCCCAAAUCAGCAGGAGCUGCUCUGAGGAGAUACAACGAGGCAGCCCUGGUUAAGGACAUUCAAGACAUUCUUGUUAGCUGGGUAGAUCAUUUAAAGGAAGCAUCUGCAAUAUUUGUGCGUUCUCCAAGCUACAACAAAUCCAUAUUUUUUGGUGGCCGGACCGCUGCUCUAGACAAAAAGGACUCCAGAAUUCACAGUAUUCCUUUUGCAACAAGGAGGGCGACGUUUAGAGAGGUGCAGCGGGUACAUGAAGUACUUGGUAAUAUUCAGGUUUAUGGGAAUGAGACUGAUAUGUCCUUCAUCUUUAGCCAAUCCAAAAAGAUGUGGAAAAAAGCAGUCAAGGUGAAAGUGCAACCUACCACUGAUCAAGACAAAGAAAACAGCUGCAAAACAAGUUCAGGGGAGGAAGAAGAGAGUGGUGCAGUCCAACUAGAAAUGGAAGAACUAUCAUUAACAACACUGGACUUAAGGGAGUCAGAAGUGUAUCCAUCUAAGCGCAAAAGGCGGAAAAAUAAAAACAAAGAUGGUAAAAUGCAAACUCAGGAUUUGGAUAGCACAGAAGAGCACACUGAGGAGCAACAAGAGGCUGCGGAGACAGUGGAAGCACCUCAAGAUAAAAAAUCAAAGAGGAGGAGAAGAGGACAGAAAAAGAAAGAACUGAAAGACACUGUCGAUGACACUUGGGAGUACAGCGUGAGGGAUGCGCUCUUUACGGCCUGUAAGAUUGGUGAUGUAGAUGGUUUGCAACGACUUCUGAAUGACCCAAAACCAGUAGAAAAGAUGGGGACUGCAGAAGAGACAGAGACCUCAAAUGUCAAAACCCCACUUAUAUUUCUCAAUAAGCCCAUAGACUCGUCAGGAUUCACUUUGUUGCAUGUUGCUUCAACUGCAGCACAGAAGGAAGUGGUCAAGUGUCUUUUAGAUAUAGGAGCAGACCCAGCAUGCAGAGACAACAAAGGCCAGACCCCAUAUAAUGUAGCACCGGAGAAAGACACAAGGAAUGUUUUUAGGAAAUUCAUGGGGGAGAACCCUGAUAAGUACGACUACAGUAAAGCACAGAUCCCAGGCCCACUCACAGCAGAGAUUGAGUCCAAAAAGUUGGAGAAGAAAAAGGCUCAAAAAGCACAAAAAAAACAGCGAGAAAAGGAACAAAAGGAAGAGAAGAAAAAACAAGAGAUGGAGGCAGAGGAGAAGAAGAGGUUUGCAGCUUUAUCAGACCGAGAAAAAAGAGCCUUGGCAGCAGAGCGCAGACUGGCUGAACAAGCUGCUGCAACAGGAGUUAGUAUCUCAAAUGCAAAGAGAUGCUGGAUGUGUGGAGAGUCACUUCUGGGGAAAAUCCCAUUUCAGUAUCUGGAUUUUACGUUCUGUAGCCCGCGUUGUGUCCAACAACACAGAAAGGCCAAUGCCAAAUAAUCCUAGUUAACUGUGUAGAUUAACUACAGAGUAAGCUACCUCAUGACAC
Molecule: messenger RNA, 2303 nt
Organism: Periophthalmus magnuspinnatus
Lineage: Eukaryota; Metazoa; Chordata; Actinopteri; Gobiiformes; Gobiidae
Gene: ankzf1
Product: ankyrin repeat and zinc finger peptidyl tRNA hydrolase 1
Exons: 16
Coding region: 80-2254 (724 amino acids)
Molecular function (GO): protein binding
Source: RefSeq, a predicted model, not a curated record